UAUAUACGCAAAUUCUCCAAUAAACAAAGACAAAUAACGAAUAGAAAUUGGAUUUUCCCAUUAGAAACCCUUCUACCCCAAUACGUGUAGGAGAAGCCUCACUGCCGAUAAUUAGGUACUCUGUUCGUGGGUUUGGAGAAUUAUGGGUUUUGAUCUCGUCGUUGUUUGAUCGUGAUCUCGAAUACCCGAACAAUGCCCGCGGAAUCGAGCGUGAAAGCGCCUCCGAAGGUGGUGAAGCUCGAUAGAGCCUUGAAGCUCGCUGAAUCAUGGGUGAGCAAGAUGAGCCCAUCGGCACCGGAUGAACCAGAGGAACCCAGAGUAGAGGCUCGCCAUCCGAGGUUGGGUCUAGGAGCCAAAGCGCCACUGAAUGUAAAAGCUGCAGCUUUGACUGAUCCAGUCGAGAGGAAAUUGUUUCAGAAGGUGAAGGCAAAGAGGAGAAAAUCCUCUCCAGAUACAAGCAAAACAAGCCAUGCUGAAGAGAAUGAGGCUAGCAAUGAUGAAACAGAUGAACCUGAAAGCAGAACAAGUGCUUUCGUGAAAAAGAGGGCGGCGCCUGUGAGUUCCUCUUCACUAGUUAAGAAGAGCAAAUGAGUUUUUGUUACUCUGUUUAGUAGAAUCUCUGUUGUACUAUAUUUCUGUUAGCAUUAAAUUAAGAAUUAUAUUGCUUUCAAGUGUUUUCUUUGAUUUUUCUCCUGCCAUUGAUAAAUACUGUCAUUUCACU
Messenger RNA from Ananas comosus (pineapple), 721 nucleotides. RefSeq lists its product as uncharacterized. The record is from RefSeq and is a predicted model, not a curated record. Lineage: Eukaryota; Viridiplantae; Streptophyta; Magnoliopsida; Poales; Bromeliaceae. The coding region runs from base 193 to 591 and encodes 132 amino acids. The transcript has 4 exons.